AUGAGUGUCCCUUCUAUAUCAUCUCUCCCAUCGGGCGAUACGGAUAUCGAUCUCGAAGCUGCCUUCAAAGAGUCGCUCGGUAUCGCUCGAGAGGUUGUCAAGGGAGUGUUAUUACAGUCUCUUCGUGUUUCGUUCGAAGGUCACAAUAUUAGUUUCCCAGCUCAGCAAAUACUUUCUGGUGACGAGACAUAUAAUACACUUCUUACCAUGCGAGAUUUAGAAUCACCCACAGGCUUGAUGAUAGACAAUAAUGUUAUUCAGCUUCCAUAUUCGGGAAAUAUCAUUAGUUCAACUUCUCAAUUGUCCGCGAUGGGUGGUCAAAUGAAUCAAAUGGCCUUCUCACCCUUGACUACGAGCAAUCUCAACUCUCAUAUUCGUCCUGGAAAUUCAAUACAACAACAGCCGUUCAGUAAUUCCAAUUAUCGACCACAAUCUUCCUUUAAUGUCACUCAAAGUCAAACCGAACUUCCACAGCUUUCCAAUUUAUUACGAGCAGUGAACACAAACAACUACACUCAACAACAAACUUUCCCCUCCAGCAAUAAUUCGUAUUCACUCUCUUCGAAUCAACCUUUACGUCCUCAACUGCAGCACCAUAACCCUGCGAUCAAGUACCCCCAAAAUAUGGAUGACCUCUUCUCCCGAUCGGAUUCAGUCCUUGCCUCGCAAAUCCCUUCAAAUCGAAGCAACUUUCAACAGCAGAUGAUUGCUCGAUUACAAAAAGAUUCUCGAACUUUCGCAAAUCAAUCCUAUUCGAGCUACGGUGGACAAGGGCCCAUUCCCAACCUAGAAAGAUCGAGUUCGAGCAGUUCAGCUUUGUCCAGUUCAUCUUUACCAACUCUGGCUCCAGCGCAAAAACCUCCACAAACUGAAAACCUACUGGUUGUAGAAUCUCGAUCGAGUACGCAAAGUCGGUCAGAAACACCCAUGGACUUAGAAAUGACUAAAGGUACCAAUCCGAGGAAGCGCAAGGUACAAACAGAAGAGCAGAAGGCCGCUGCGAAGAAGGCAAGGCUAUUGAAGAUUGCUGGAAAGGCGGAGAAUGCUGAAAAGACAAAUAAACUGGAGGUAGUAAAGAAGAAAGAACUUGAAAUACCAGCCGACGUUGUAAUCCGCAUUCUCGAGUUUUGCCCUCCUAUCUUUCUCCGAAAAGCUCGAACUAUCUGCCGCAGCUGGCACAAAUGGGUUAAAGAAUUGAAAUCUAUCCAUAUCAAUUGCCGCAGAGAAAACUAUGGUUACAAUUUGCCUGACGAAAUUCCAGGCCUAUCUGCAAUGCAGUAUGUUGAUCUUCUAGGAGGAAAAGGUUGCAUGGAACCUGGUUGCAAAAACAAAGAUGCUAGCAGAACUCACUGGGCUUGGAAAAAGAGGUGGUGUCUCAACUGUUGGAAGGGAAAGAUCGAGAGAGAAGAUCGUAUCCAGAAACAUCGACAACUCCAGUAUUCCCUGCCUGUCAUUGACAGACUGUUAGCGUGCAUUCCAGUUAGCAUGUACGAUUCUUUUGGUAAACCUCACGAUUACGUCGAAGAAGGGGACCCUGGAGCAAUUCAAACGUCGACGCACCGACUGUACAAAUACUACUUGAUUGCCGACGUCGAAAACAUCAUAAAGGAAUAUGAAGCACUCACACCCGAUCCAUAUCGUGAGGAUCCUACCCAUAAUGAUGCGCAGAAAGCCACCGCCCGCCAGAUUUGGGAGGAGAAAAUGGAGAAGUUGGAAGAAGUUCGUGAUGCCUUUUUCGAAGCAAAGAAGGCCGAGAACGCCAAGGUCAUGCAACUCGUUUUACAAAUCGAAGCAGCAGUCCGUGAGAAGAGAGCCAAAGGUCGCAAGCCGAAUGAUGCUAAUCGCGAAAGCCGGAGAACCCUCUUCCUCACAUUUGCGAAGCGUGAUCUCCCAGAUAUUCCAGAGGACUUUAUCAUUAACACCAAGCCAUUCAAAGCAGCCGUUCGAAUUUUCAGAGAUGGUGGCUCGGAACGAGGUUGGAGAGCUUUGAAGCCGAAGAUUCAAGAAGUCUACCAGCAAGAGCAAUCGAGAAGGAAUGAUCAACAAGCCAUCGUUCCCGCAAAAGACGUACCAAGCCGGGGUAAUAUAGACGAAGACUUUCAAAUGACUGGGCAAGAUCUCGGAAACUUUGAGCAAGCUAACGAUGUCCUUCGACAAAUUGGCAAUCAAGGUCUGCAACAAAACACACAGCAAACUCAACUGGCAAGAUAUCAAAUCCCAACACCAAUCACUAGUAAUCGGUCGUCUCUUGCAAUGAUCCAUGCUGGUUCGUUUGAUUCUGGCAAGGGCGCCGUGGCUACAGCUUUACGACCAUUGAACAAUCCGACAAUGACAUUUCCAGGUGGUCUGCCGCUCCCCAAUGACUCUUUACUCAACACUUCUCAUAACAAUAGCGGUUCUUCUGUCAGUUCAUUGAGCAACAUUUCUCACAACAAUGGCUUUUCUACCAGCUCAUUGGCACGUCUCUCUGAAAUCAACAAUGGCUCUUUAAUGGGUUUAACGAACAUGCCUUCUCGCAGCAAUAACGGUUUUCCUGCUAGCUCAAUGAACUCUCUUGCUCAAAAUCACAAUUCCAUGAUAUCAUCCAACAACGCUUAUGGAAACAACGGGCUUCCUGCCAGUACAAUGUCAAUUCUAUCUCAGAAUAAUAAUAACAUGGGUUCAUCGAGCACUACCUCCCGCAAUAUCUCAAUGACUCCUCUUCCCCAAAACGGUAACAACUCUUUCAUGGGUUUAUCAAACAGUGGUUCCUACAGUGCAAAUAACAACAUGACCAAUUCCAUGACCUCUCGAUCUCAAAACAUGAACAACUCCUCCAUGGGUCAGUUGGGUAAUAAUUCUCGCAUCGCUCACAACAAUAAUGGCGAUCUUAUGAAAAGUGCUUCUUACAGCAAUAACAACUUUUCUACCAAUUCCAUGGCCUCUAGGUCUCAAAGCAUGAAUGGCGCCAACAUUAGUUCACCAGAAGACUUUUUCAAGAUGAAACCUUAUGCAAAUUCAAACCAGAUGUCUCAGAGCAAUAAUGUCUCUUCUGACAUCUCUCCCAGCGACUUCUCUGGCCACUCUAAUUACAACAAUGCAGUUAGUUCCGGCACUUCGAAUCAUCUUACCCAAUGCAAUAAUGUUUCGUCGCUCUUGCCUCCUCCUCACUUAGGUUACGCCUCUCAAAAUAAUGUCGCUUCUUCUGCCAAUCCAUCGAACCAAGUUUACCAGAACAAUGGCACCUCAUCCAAUUCCUCAAACCCUGGAUCAUCUUCAACUUCACGAAGCGCCAUGGCUAUUUCCUCAAUCAUU
Messenger RNA from Botrytis porri, 3294 nucleotides. RefSeq lists its product as uncharacterized. Gene Ontology annotation, molecular function: protein binding. NCBI's taxonomy places the organism in Eukaryota, Fungi, Ascomycota, Leotiomycetes, Helotiales, Sclerotiniaceae. The record is from RefSeq and is a predicted model, not a curated record. The transcript has 2 exons. The annotation marks the transcript as partial.